GUGUGGCGGGACACGGACAGCGGGGCGUGUACGCCGGUGACAAUCUGGGCGCCGAGGGCGCCGGAGGGAUAUGUGGCGGUGGGGUGCGUGGCGGUGCCCGACUACUAUGAGCCCGACCGCAGCGCCGUGGCGUGCGUGGCGGCGGGCGCAGUGGGCGCGGCGGAGCUGGGGCGGCUGCCCAUAUGGCGCGACCGCAAGGGCGCAGCGCUGUGGAAGUGCAGCCUGUGGCAGGUGCACAACGCCGCACACACCUUCCUGGCACGGCGCGACCAUGAGAGCCCACCACCAGGCAUGGCCUUUGAUGUGAAGGUGGAGGACACACACACAGAUGCACGCAGUGCCACCUUCGUGCACACAGGGUAG
Molecule: messenger RNA, 363 nt
Organism: Closterium sp. Naga37s-1
Lineage: Eukaryota; Viridiplantae; Streptophyta; Zygnematophyceae; Desmidiales; Closteriaceae
Source: the annotation of a GenBank genome assembly